This is a messenger RNA of Suillus bovinus, 900 nucleotides long. Its product is annotated as Isopentenyldiphosphate isomerase. Gene Ontology annotation, biological process: isoprenoid biosynthetic process; isopentenyl diphosphate biosynthetic process. The record is from RefSeq and is a predicted model, not a curated record. Gene Ontology annotation, cellular component: cytoplasm. The transcript is spliced from 6 exons. The coding region runs from base 127 to 840 and encodes 237 amino acids. Gene Ontology annotation, molecular function: isopentenyl-diphosphate delta-isomerase activity. Lineage: Eukaryota; Fungi; Basidiomycota; Agaricomycetes; Boletales; Suillaceae.
UUUCGUUCCGAAAGUGAAACCAUGAUCAGGCCAUCUAUACAAAAUCUUAAUCGUGCCACUUCCACCUUAAGCACACGGUAAUAACGUUAAAGGUUCACACUUUGAUCAUAUUUUUCUCAACGCACCAUGUCCUCACCAGCAGUUCUUGCCGCACGCACUGCCCUUGCUAGCAUAGAUCUCACUAGCUAUGACCCUGAACAAUCAAGACUGAUGGAUGAAAAAUGCAUCUUGGUCGAUGAGCAGGAUAACGCCAUCGGCGCGAUGGAUAAGAAGACUUGUCACCUCAUGGAAAAUAUCAACAAGGGUCUCCUUCACCGAGCCUUCUCUGCAUUCGUCUUCCGUCCCUCUGAUGGCAAGCUGCUCCUACAGCAGCGUGCUUCGGAGAAGAUUACCUUCCCGGACAUGUGGACGAAUACGUGCUGUUCGCACCCACUCGACGAUUUCGAGGAGGAAAAGAUCGAGGAGGGCCAGCUCGGAGUACGGAUCGCAGCUUCGAGAAAACUCGAGCAUGAGCUCGGUAUUCCGCAAAGCCAAACACCAGUCGAGGAGUUCCAGUACCUGACUAAAAUUCAUUACCUCGCACCAUCGAAUGGUAUGUGGGGCGAGCAUGAAGUCGAUUACAUCUUGUUUUUGACGGCGGAUGUUACGGUGACGCCAAAUAAGAACGAGAUCCAGGACUACAAAUAUGUGGACAAGGCUGAACUACAGGCGAUGUUCAAUGACUCAUCGAAUUCUUUCACACCUUGGUUCAAGCUGAUCGCUCGCGACUUUUUGUUUGGAUGGUGGGAUACGCUUGUUCAGCGCCAGGGCUUUGAUGGACGCGUUGUUAAGAUGGUAUGAUCAAAUUUGUAUUGUUUGCCAAGCACCAUACAUAGUCAAGAGACUAUGAAGUAGUUACUG